AUUCUUCGCUCGCAAAUCGCAAACGACCGACGUCUUGGUAGAUAUCGGGGAUGAUGACUUGAACUUCUGCUAACUGAAGCCGUGGUAGGCAACGAUUAUUAUUAUCUAUAGAUUAAAGAGACUAGUUUACGAAUUUUUUCUCCUAUUGACACUUAUUAUUUCUUAACCCGUGUUGUGAUUUUGUGUUUUGUGCUAUUUUUGAUUAUUAUUUAUUCGACGCAAAUUUUUCGAUCUGUGAGAUUUUUUGUGGUGAAACAUGAAUCGACAACAGCAACAAACGUCUUCACAGACUCAGCAGAGUCAAUCUCAGCAAUCGUCUACUCAGAGGGUGAUCCGCACAGAACAGCACGUCACUCGACAAGUCACUGGUCAAUCGACAGGAGGUCAAAUAAGCCAGCAAGGUUUUCAGCAAAUCUCUGGUUUUGGACCGAAUGCGCAACCGCCGGUGUUCGAGAAAGUGUUUAGUAAUGCGAGAUUCGCACAAGGAGGGGUAGCUACAUUUGAAGGCCGGGUAACCGGUAAACCACAACCGCAAGUCACAUGGACUAGAAAGGGGGCACCCCUAUUAAAUUCACAAAAGCAUCAGCUAUCAUAUAACGAAUCGACUGGAGAUAUCAGGCUCCAGAUUAGCCAAAUAGGACCCGGAGAUGAGGGUGAAUAUGUAUGCACGGCCAAAAAUCAAUAUGGAGCAGCUAUUUGUUCUGUGUUCAUUCAGCCGGAAGGAAUGCCCAUGCCACAAAUGCAAAGAGGGUUCCAACAAAAUAUUCAAGAAAGCUCUACAACUACAUAUUCUAACGGAACCAUCACCGAAGAAUUUAGAAUAGAAACAUUCGAAUAUAGACUUUUAAGGGAAACUUCCUUUAGGGAAUCAAUUACUAGAAGAACUGCUUAUGAAAAAGAUUCUCAAAUUUCGACCACUAUUGAGAGAUCCUUGGGUCCUGCAGCUCCACCACAGAUUUCACAAAAACCUCGCAAUUCCAAAUUGCUUGAAGGUUCUGAUGCCGUAUUUACUGCUAAAGUAUCCGCUAACCCCAGACCUAGAUUAUCUUGGUUUAAAAAUGGAGCAAGAAUUACCGACUCCCAGAAAUAUGAAGCCACUUUCUCCAACAACCAGGCAUCUUUGCGUGUCAAGCAAGUUGGUUCAGAUGACUCUGCUCACUAUACCCUUCUUGCUGAGAACCCACAAGGAUGCGUUGUAUCUUCUGCUGUUCUAGCAGUGGAACCUGUCAGCACUACUGAAGGAUUAAUUCACGAAUCCACCUUCAAAUCUCAACAACAAAUGGAAGUAGAAUCCACGGAAACCGGAAAAACCUUGGCUCCCAACUUCGUACGAGUUUGCGGAGACAGAGAUGUCACCGAAGGCAAAAUGACUCGUUUUGAUUGUCGAGUCACUGGUCGCCCGUACCCCGAAGUUUCCUGGUUUAUAAACGGUCGUCAAGUUGUUGAUGACCACAAUCAUAAAAUUCUAGUCAAUGAAUCCGGUAAUCAUGCCCUCAUGAUAACCAAUGUAAGCCGAAACGACUCUGGUGUAGUAACAUGCGUCGCAAGAAAUAAAUCAGGAGAAACCUCCUUCCAAUGCAACUUGAACGUAAUCGAAAAGGAGCAAGUCGUUGCUCCCAAGUUCGUUGAAAGAUUCACUACUGUCAACAUUAAAGAAGGAGAACCUGUUUCAUUAAAUGCAAGAGCUGUUGGUACGCCAACCCCACGAAUCACUUGGCAGAAGGACGGUGUUCCGCUUGCCAGCGGCCCCGAUUGUCGCAUUAGCAUCGAUGGUGGAGCCUCAACCCUGGACAUACCGAGGGCCAAAGCAUCCGAUGCGGCAUGGUACCAGUGUACCGCUCAAAAUGUCGCCGGCUCCACUGCUACCCGAGGAAGACUUUUCGUCGAAACACCCCAAGGCCCAACACCCGAACCAAGACGCCUUCAUCUACCCAGACCAACGAAAGUCAUCGAACCUGAACCCGAACCUGGUCCAGAAGUUAUUUACCUUCGUCAUGUUGAACGUGCUAGACCACAUAUGCCUGCUUCCGAAGGAGAUAGGGUAUAUCCACCACCUCAAUUCAUCAUUCCAUUGCAGGAUGCUGUUCAGUUUGAGGGAGGUAAAGUUCACUUUGAAGCCAGAAUUGAACCGGUUGGUGAUCCAACCAUGCGUGUAGAAUGGUUUUUCAACGGAAGACUUAUGGCAGCCAGUUCUCGCGCUACAUCCAUUUUCCGCUUUGGAUUCAUCGCUUUAGAUCUAAUCAGUUUGAUAACAAACGAUACCGGUGAAUAUGUCUGCCGCGUUACAAGUGCCACCGGAUGUGUAGAAUCCAGGGCAAUGCUUACCGUCAAACCCCGUGCCUCCAUUGAGCAAACGAGCCAACACCCAGAAAGUUUGCAAUACAUCCAACAAUUGGAGGACUAUUCGAAAUACCAAAGAACUGAUAGUUUGGACGAAAAAACUAAUCAGAAACCCCAUUUCAUCCGUCCACUCCAGGAUCUUGGCGAGUUACAAGAAGGUAGAAAUGCUCAUUUUGAAGCACAACUUACCCCAGUAAGUGACCCGACAAUGAAAGUGGAGUGGUACAAAGAUGGCCGACCGAUUACCGCCAGUUCACGCAUCACUACCAUCUUCAACUUCGGUUACGUUUCUCUAAACAUCAUGCACCUACGGACCGAAGAUGCAGGAUCGUACACUGUGCGCGCUGUAAAUCAUUUAGGGGAGGCGAUAAGCACUGCCACUAUCAGAGUAUUUAUUCGUUCCACUGUAACCGGCGAUUUGGGUAUUCCAGAACAACAAAGGUAUAUUGAAAAAGUAGAAGAACUUGAAGCUUAUCAGCAUCAACAACACCAAAAAUACGUAUCAGAAACCCCAGAAAGCUAUCAAGCUCCAGAAUUCAAAACUCCCAUUAAAGAUCAACAUGGAGUUCGUGAAGGUGGUUUUGCUCAUUUUGAAGCCAGACUUGAACCAGUUGGCGAUUCGACUCUUAAAGUUGAAUGGCUUAAAGAUGGCAGACCAGUAGAAGCCAGUUCAAGAAUUACCAGUUUCUUUAACUUUGGUUAUGUAGCUUUAACCAUCAAAGACGUAACAAUUCACGAUGUUGGUAACUACACAUGCCGUGCAUGGAAUGCCAUAGGUCAAGCUAGUACAACUGCUCAACUAAGCGUUGUUAGCAAAAAGGAUAUUGUCUUUGACUCUCAACAUCCUGGUGGAUUAGAGAAAAUCCAACAUCUUGAAGAUUCAAGUCGUUACAAUCGCCAAUCCAAAGAAGAAGAAACUGUCAGGCAAAAACCCAGAUUUUUGGGACCACUUAAAGGCACCAACAAAAUUGUUGAAGGACAACGUGCCCACUUUGAAGCUCGUGUCGAACCACAAAGCGACAUGACACUUAAAAUUGAAUGGUAUUUCAAUGGAAAACCUAUUGCUACCGCUAACCGAAUUCAAACCUAUCACGAUUUUGGAUAUGUUGCUCUUGAUAUUCUUAGUGUUCGCGAAGAAGAUGCUGGUACUUACACUGUAGUUGCAAGAAAUGCUUUAGGCGAGGCCCAACUCUCAGCCAGCAUGAUUGUUGAAACUCGUGCCAGUAUUGAUACAAGAAGCAUGCAUCGUGGAGCUUUCGACAAAACCAAACAUUUAGAAGAUUCUAAAUUUAUUGAACCACAAUAUCAAAUUGAAGAAAUUUCAAAAUCCAAACCUAUCUUCGUGGUACCUCUCUCAGAUCCCCAACCAUUAUCUGAAGGAAGGAAUGUUCAUUUGGAAUGCCGUUUGGAACCCAUGGGAGACCCAACUAUGAGAGUAGAAUGGUUCUGUAAUGGAAAACCAGUAACUGUAGGGUCAAGAUUCAGAACCUACAAUGAUUUUGGAUUUGUAGCAUUAGACAUCAUUCAUGCUACUGCUAGUGAUUCAGGUGAAUACACUGUACGUGCAGUUAACCAUCUUGGAUCGGCGCACACAUCUGCUUGCGUAAGAGUAAUUGGCAAAUCUGACAUUAUUACCGAUACUCAACAUGAACAAUCUUUGGAACAAAUCCAACAACUUGAAGAUUCAUCCCGAUACCGUAAACAUAUUCAAGAGGAUGUAACUGUAUUACAAGCUCCACAAUUUACAAGACCACUUCACAACAUUGAAACAGUGGAAGGAACCAAUGUGCAUAUGGAAUGCCGUCUACAACCCGUCGGUGAUCCAACCAUGAAAGUUGACUGGUUUGUAAAUGGUAUGCCUGUUAAAACUGGACAUCGUUUUAGACCAGCAUAUGAUUUUGAUUACGUAGCUCUUGACCUACUUGGCGUAUACCCUGUAGAUUCUGGAGUAUACACUUGCCAAGCCAGAAACCAACUUGGCGAAGCUGUUACAUCUUGCUCAGUCAAAGUAAUUGCCAAAAAAGACUUGUUGUUUGAAUCGCAACAUCCAAGUGGUUUAGAGAAAAUUCAAUACCUUGAAGACGCUUCAAGAUAUAAGCGUACAGAGUUUGUUGAUGAACAAGUAACUGUUAAACCAAGAUUCGUAUCUAAACCAAAGAGCUUGGAUAACAUGAUUGAAGGUAAACAUGCUCACUUUGAGUGCAAAAUAGAACCAGUAACCGAUCCAAAUCUUAAGGUCGAAUGGUACAAAAACGGACGUCCAAUUACCGUUGGUCAUAGAUUCAGACCAAUUCAUGACUUCGGCUAUGUCGCUCUUGAUAUUGUUGAUUUAAUUGCUGAAGAUUCUGCCACAUAUACUUGCCGCGCCACUAACCUUAUUGGUGUAGAUGAAACUCAAUGUACCUUAAGAUGCCGUCAAUCAGGCCAAAUUAUCACAAGCACUCAAAAUGAACAGGGCUUGCAACAAAUUCAGCAUCUUGAAGAUCGCUCUCGUUAUCACAGAGCUGAACAAGUAGAAGAAACCACUACACAAGCCCCAGUUUUUACUACAUCUUUAAAAAAUAUUGACAUUAAAGAAGGUCAAAGAGCUCACUUCGAAUGUAGAUUGAUUCCAGUAUCGGAUCCAACAAUGAAAGUUGAAUGGUUCCACAAUGGACAGCCAUUAAAAUCAGGAUCCAGAUUUACCGAAACCAAUAACUUUGGUUUUGUUGCUUUGGAUAUUCUUUACACUUAUCCUGAGGAUUCCGGUACCUAUACAUGCAGAGCUACUAAUGCUUUAGGGGAGGCAGUUACAUCAGCUGCCUGCUCGGUUCAAUCCAAAAAAUCUAUCUACUUGGAUUCGGUACAUGAAGGAGCCAUGGAACGCAUCACAGAACUUGAAGAUACCUCUCGUUAUCAACGCCAUGCUGUUCAAGAGGAGGUCGUAAAUCAAUCUCCAGUUUUUACUUUGCCAAUUAAAGAUUUAAGAGUAGCUGAAAAUCAAGCUGCUCACUUUGAAGCCAGACUUAUUCCUGUAGGUGAUUCCAGACUAAAAGUAGAAUGGUACAGAAAUGGAGUGGCAAUUCAAGCAUCCAAUCGUAUAACCACAAUGCACGAUUUUGGAUAUGUUGCUCUUAACAUGAAGUAUGUGAACCCGGAAGAUUCUGGUACCUAUACAUGCAGAGCUGUAAAUGAAUUGGGAGAAGCAGUUACCUCUGCUACCUUAGCAGUACAAUCGAAAGCUUCUCUUCAACUCGAAUCCCAACAUGAAGGAGCCUUACAUAAACUACGUCAGUUGGAAGACGCAACUAAAUAUCAACGCCGUGAAGAAACCGAAUACGAAGUAACUCAAGCUCCAAGAUUCUCGACUCAAUUAAAUGGACCUGCCGAGUUGGUCGAAGGUCAAAGUGCCCAUUAUGAAUGCCGUAUUGAACCAUACCCAGACCCCAAUUUAAAGGUAGACUGGUUCCACAAUGGAAAACCAUUAACAACAGGACACAGGUUCCGUACAGCCCAUGACUUCGGAUUUGCCAGUCUCGAUGUACUCUCCGUAUAUGCUGAAGAUUCUGGUGAAUACACCUGUAAAGCUACCAACAGGAUUGGUCAAGCCCAAUCGUCUGUCGUUACAAAUGUCAAAUCGAGAUCAUCGAUUAUACGUGACACACAACAUGAAGGGGCUUUACAAAAGAUUCAAUACUUGGAAGAUGAUUCCAGAUACAAGAAAGUAUCGUCUGAAGAUGCUAUUAUGUUAGAAAAACCCCAAUUUGGUAGAGGUCUAAAGACAAUUGAAGACCUUCCAGAAGGACAAAGUGCACAUCUCGAAGCCACUUUAACCCCAGUAAAUGAUCCAACAAUGAGAGUAGAAUGGUACUGUAAUGGUAGACCCAUUCAGACUGGUCAUAGAUUUAAAACUACUUAUGACUUUGGAUACGUCGCUCUUGACAUCUUGUAUGCUUACGCCGAAGACACUGGUACCUACAUGUGCAAAGCUAGAAACGCAGCUGGAGAAGCUGUUACAACCGCCAAUGUAUCUGUUAUUAAAGCAAAGAAUCUUUAUUUAGAGACCAUGGAUGAGCAACGCCUUAAGAAGAUUAAAGACUUAGAGAACUAUGAAAGACCCAAACGUGAAGAAAUAGAACAAGCUCCACAACGUCCAGUUUUCCUCACCCCACUUACAAGUUUGGAAAAUCUUAAGGAGGGUGAACAUGCUCACUUAGAAUGCAGAGUGGAACCUAUCAACGAUCCUAAUUUAAAAAUUGAUUGGUUUGUUAAUGGUGUCAAACUCCGUGCUGGCCAUAGGUUUAGAACAACUCAUGAUUUCGGCUAUGUAGCUUUAGAUGUUCUUUACGCAUAUGCUGAAGAUAGUGGUACUUACAUGUGUAAGGCAACUAACUUAGUAGGUGAAGCUGUCAACACCUGUACCAUUAGGGUCAGCGGAAGAAGUGGAAUUAUAGUUGACACCAACCACCCCGAGGGUCUUAAUAAAAUUAGAGAACUUGAAGCCCAAGGUCACCCAGCUAAACUUGAAGUUGAAGAACCAGUACCAUCACCACCAAGAUUUGUCACAGAACUUCGUGGCACUACUGAAAUUUAUGAAGGACAAACUGCUCACUUUGAAGCUCAAAUUGAGCCAAUUCAUGAUCCAAACCUUCGGAUUGAAUUUUAUCACAACGGCAAACCAUUGCCACAUGGUAACAGGUUCCAUAUUACAUUUGAUUUUGGAUAUGUUGCCCUUGAUAUUGGUCAUGCUGUACCAGAAGAUGCUGGCGAAUACUCUGUUAAAGCUAUUAAUAAUCUUGGUCAAUGUGUAUCAUCCAUCAAUCUAAAAGUUAUUGAAAGAAGCAAUAUUAUUGUAGAAUCUCAAAGACCAGAAGGAUUGGACAAGAUUAGACAACUUGAAGAACACCAACCCUACAAAAGACCCGAAAUCGAAGAUCCUGUUACUAGGCAACGUCCAGUUUUCACUCAACCACUUCAAAACAUUGACUCAAUUCUAGAAGCUCAAACAGCUCACUUCGAAUGUCGUCUUAUCCCGGUUGGAGAUCCAACCUUGAAGGUUGAGUGGUUCAGAAAUGAAAAACCAUUGGAAGAUAGCUCCCGUAUUACUAAAGUACAUGACUUUGGUUUUGUAUCUUUAGAUAUUCAACAUGUUAGAGAAGAAGAUGAAGGUGUCUACAUGUGCAGAGCAUCUAAUCCACUUGGAGAAGCUGUCACGACUGCAUCUAUGAAAAUUAGAACCAAAGCCAGCAUUCAAUUGGAUACACAACAUCCAGAGGCUCAAAGAAAGAUUGCUCAGCUAGAGCAACCAUUGGCUCCAAGACCAGAAGAGCAAGAUCGUCAAUUUGAAAAACCAAUAUUCACUCAGUUGCUUACUGGUCCAACUGAAUUAUGGGAAGGUCAACAUGCCCAUUUCGAAGCCAGAGUUGUCCCAGUCGGUGAUCCAAGCUUACGUUUUGAAUGGUACGUUAACGGAGUAGAAUUAAAAAUGGGAUCAAGAUUUAAAGUAACUCACGAUUUUGGUUUUGUUACCUUGGAUAUUAUGUCUACUGUAACAAACGAUUCCGGUGUUUACACUUGCAAAGCUAUUAACAAAUCAGGAGAAGCUGUUUCCUCUAUUUCAAUGAAAGUUAAAUCAAAAUCAAAUAUUGUUGGAGAACCAUUGCACCCUGAUGCAUGGCAGAAAAUCCAAUUGAAGGAAGCUGAAAUGAACAAAGUUCCAGAAAUGUUCAUUGAUACCACUCCUCAACAACCACCCGUAUUUACCACUCACCUUAAGAGUUUCGAUAAUCUUACUGAAGGUCAACAUGUUUACUUGGAAGCACAAGUAGAACCAAGGGCUGAUCCAAACCUUAGAAUCGAAUGGUUUAAGAAUGGAGUUUCAUUGACAACAGGAACUCGUCUACGUAGCACAUUCGACUUUGGCCUUGUCACCUUAUCAAUUAACGGUCUGAGGGAUGACGAUUCAGCAAUUUACACAUGCAAAGCCACCAAUAAGCUUGGGGAAGCCAUUUCCACUUGCUCACUUAAAAUUCAAGAUAGCCACUGGCUCCUGGGACAAACUCUUCACCCAGAUGCUAUUCCAAAAUUGGAAGCCUUGGAAAGACCACAAGAGGGACGUCCAGAAAAAGCUGAACCAACCUAUGAAGUACCAAUGUUCAUUAGCCAUCUUAACAAUGUGGAGUGCAUGGAAGGAGAGAGCGCUCACUUUGAAUGCAACGUGGAACCAUCUAAAGAUCCUACUAUGAGGAUUGAAUGGUUUAUAAAUGGAAAACCACUACCCACUGGUGCUAAAUACAAAUCUACCUAUGAUUUUGGAUAUGUUGCAUUGGAUAUUACACACACUUACGAAGAAGACUCUGGCAUAAUUACCUGCAAAGCUACCAAUAAAAAAGGAAGUGCUUCAACUUCUGGAACCCUUCGUUGCACUGCUAAGCAAAGCAUCUACCUUGAUACUCAACAUCCUCAAGGUAAAGCUGGACUGGAAGCUGUCCAAGAUGUAGAAGAAGCUUUUGCAGCCAAGAACAGACCAAAGGAGGUGGGUACUGAUAGAGAAUAUGCUAAACCUGUAUGGGUUAUUCCACUUAAUCCAGAGUUUAAGCUUAUUGAAGGACAACCUCUACAUUUAGAAGGAACUGUUGAGCCUAAAGAAGAUCCCAACCUUAAAAUCGAAUGGUUCUUUAAUGGAAAAUCGUUGGAUCAUGGAUCAAGAUUUAAAUUUACCAGUGACUUUGGCUUCGUUACUCUUGACCUUACUGACAUUUACGAAAGAGAUCAAGGUAUUUACACAUGUAAAGCUUCUAACAAACAUGGUGAAGCAUUUACGUCAACAACAAUUUACUGCACUAGCAAAUCUAACUUAAUUGAACGUACUCAACAUCCUAAGGGACAAGAGGGUCUCGAAAAGAUUCAAAAUCUUGAGGAUUCUCUUAACAGACCUGAAUUCCCGAUCGCCGAAUCUGAAGAAGGUCACGCGCCUGUAUUUACAUCAGAAUUUACCGCUUUAACUGACUUAACUGAAGGUGAAAUUGCUCACUUUGAAGCAGGACUUACACCUAUUGGAGACCAAACCAUGAGAGUCGAAUGGUUCUACAACGGUAAGACCAUCGAAGCCUCGCACAGAUUUAGAACCGUACAUGCAUUCGGUAUGGUUGUAUUAGAUGUUUUGGGUACCAAAAUUGAAGAUUCCGGUACAUAUACCUGCAAAGCUACUAACAAAUGGGGCAUGGCUGAACAAAGUGUCACUUUGGAAUGCGUUGAAAGACUCAAGGGACAACCUCCUAAAUUUACAACUCACAUUCAAAAUAUCGUUGGACUUAAAGAUGGACAAUCUGCUCACUUUGAAUGCACACUUAUACCGGUAAAUGAUCCAGAUCUUAAAGUAGAAUGGUAUCACAAUGGAAAACUCUUAUUGGACAAAAAUCGCAUUAAAUCUGUUUCCGAUUUUGGAUUUGUUGUCAUGGAUAUUUCUUAUAUUCAAGAUCACGAUUCUGGUGAAUACGUUUGCAGAGCUUGGAAUAAAUAUGGUGAAGACUUUACCAGAGCUACCAUCAAUGCGCAAGGUAAAGGUGGUGUAUUCUACGACAGUUUACAACCUGAAUCAUUGGCUAAAAUUAGAGAACUUGAGAGUAUGCAAGGUCAACAAGCUCAGGCCCCACAUACUCCAGUUACAGAGCCACCUAAAUUCAUUACCCAAAUUCAAGAUGUUACUAAACUUGUUGAAGGACAGAGCGCUCACUUUGAAGCGCGUCUUACUCCUGUAACUGAUCCAGAUCUCGUAGUAGAAUGGUACUAUAACGGCAAAAAAUUACCUCAUGGGCAUAGAUACCGUACUUUCCAUGAUUUUGGUAUAGUAAUUCUUGAUAUUUUAUAUUGUUAUGAAGAAAAUUCCGGCGUUUACGAAUGUAGGGCUUUCAACAAAUAUGGAGAAGAUUCCACUAAGGCAACAAUGAAAUGCGUUUCAAAGACUAAUUUGAUUCUGGACUCACAACUCCCACGUGGCAUGGAAGGUGGAUUAGAAAAAAUACAAAACUUGGAAGACUCUUUAGUCAGAACAAGAGAUGAAAGGGAAGUAGAAGUAAAAGGAAAAGCUCCUGUGUUUACCACACCUUUGUCAAACAUCGAUAGUUUGAGGGAAGGGGAAAGUGCUCACUUUGAAGGGCGUCUUACUCCAACUGACGAUCCUAAACUUAAAGUUGAAUGGUACUGGAAUGGUAAACCAUUAAAAACUGGUUCAAGAUUUAGAACUUUCCAUGAUUUCGGAUUUGUUAUUUUGGAAAUUUCGCCUGUAUACCCAGAAGACUCUGGAGAAUAUUCAUGCAGAGCAUUCAAUGAAUAUGGCGAAGCUGUAACCACAUCCACCAUGAAAGUACAAGGCAAAAGAAGCAUUAUUCUGGAAUCACAAUUACCAAAAGGCAUGGAAGGAACCAUCGAUAGAAUUGCUGAAUUGGAGGGUCUUGGCGCUAUUCCAUCUCCAGCCACACCCGAUGAUGAUAUUGGCAAACCUCCAGAAUUCAUCACACAACCAUCUGAUUUGGUACUUGGUGAAAAUUCCCUUGCACACUUUGAAUGCAGGUUACAACCUGUUAACGAUCAAAGUAUGAGAGUAGAAUGGUUCCACAACGGUAAACCUCUUUGGUCCGGCUCCAGAAUUAAGACCAUCAACGACUUUGGUUUCGUUAUACUUGAAGUUGCCGGAGUUUACCAGAGAGAUUCCGGUUUGUACACUUGCAAAGCCACCAACAGACACGGUGAAGCUAGCGUUUCUUGCAAGCUUCAAGUCAAAGGUAGACAAGGCAUUAUCCUUGAGCCUCAAUUACCAUCCAACUUCCGUUCCGGAACAGAAAGCAUCCAAAAAUUGGAAGAACAACUUUACAAGAGGGAAGAAAUCACUACUGAAGAGGAACAACCAAACCCACCUAGAUUCAUCGUGGAAAUUAAGGAUAACCUCGAUGUUGAAGAAGGUAGUCCAGUACACUUCGAUGCCCGUGUUGAGCCCACAAACGACUCCUCGAUGCGCAUUGAUUGGUUCCAUAAUGGACGUCCAUUCGCUACUGGUUCUAGAGUACACCAAGUCAACGAUUUUGGAUUUAUUUCCUUGGAUAUUGACUAUACCUACACCCGUGAUGCUGGUGAAUAUAUUUGCAGAGCUACUAAUAAAUGGGGAUCUGCCACUACUAAAGCUACUGUUACAUCAAAAUCUAAACGUAGCAUUGACUUUGAAACUCAAUUACCAUCUGGUAUGAGUGCCGAAAGAUUAAAGGAAUUAGAACGUGGACCAGUUUCUCAAGCUCCAGAAGCAGACAAAGUAUUUACUCCACCUAAAUUUAUUACGCAAAUUGAUUCAUGCACCGUUGAAGAAUCGGAAUCAGUUAGAUUCGAGUGUAAAGUGGAACCUAAAGAUGAUCCAAAAUUGCGCAUCGAAUGGUACAGAAAUGGUAAAUUAUUACCUUCAGGCCAUCGUUACAAAACCGUACACGAUAUGGGCUUUGUAUCACUAACAAUUUUGUACGUAUACUCUGAAGAUUCUGGUGAAUAUGUGUGCAGAGCUGUAAAUGAUCAUGGCGAAGACUUUACUAAAGCAAGUGUAUCGUGCAAGAAAUUACCAAGCAUUAUCCUACAAAACCAAGUACCAAAAGGAAUGAAGAGAUCUGAAACCCUUAUGCAGAUGGAGGCUGCUAUUAAAAAAUACACAUCCGAAAUUUACCUCACAGAAGAUGAUCUUUAUGAUAUCGAGAAGAAACAACCACCAAGAUUUGUCACACAAAUUAAAGAUCAAACCGAACUUGUUGAAAUGCAAGUUACCAAAUUUGAGUGUCAAUUAGCUCCAGUUGGAGAUCCAAACAUGAAAGUUGAAUGGUUCUUGAAUGGAAAACCAUUGCCACAUAAAAACAGAUUUACACCUAUCUAUGACUUUGGUUAUGUCGCUAUGAACUUUGGUUGGGUUUACCCUGAAGACAGCGGUGAAUAUUUAUGCCGUGCUACAAACUUGUAUGGCAUGGAUGAAACAAGAGCUAUAAUUAAGACCGCUGGUAAACCAGGAAUCAUUUAUGAUUCUCAAUUGCCCAAGGGUAUGAAGAGUAUUGAAAGAAUUCGCGAAUUAGAAGCUGCCUGGCAAACGGUACCUGAAGAAGCUGCAGAAGAAUCCAAACCUAGAUCUGCACCAGCCUUUGUUAGCAGACCGGAACCAGUACAAGUAGAAGAGGGUGAAUGGGCCAGAUUUUGCUGUCGUGUUACUGGUCAUCCAAAACCACGUGUCAUGUGGCUUAUUAACGGUCACACUGUAGUCAGUGGUUCCAGAUAUAAGCUUACCUACGAUGGAAUGUACCACAUGGACAUACCCAAGACUCGCCAGUAUGAUACCGGCAAAAUUGAAGUAAUCGCGCGCAGUUCAGUUGGUGAAGCUAUUGCUGAAACCGAACUAAAAAUAAUACCUAGACACGAUGACUAUAGAGGAGUUCUUAAGAAUUCGCCAAGACCUUGGUAUGAUCUCGAAUUAUCACAGUAUCAAAAAGAGCGAAGUGAAACCGAACUCGAAAAAGUAUUUGACGAACGUAACACUGCUUUGCGGGAAGGUGGACUAACAGUACCUGGAGUACACGUCCAAUCUAAAGAAUUCUCAGUACCUGAGACAGAAUGGCAACAAUCUCUCAAAAGCAAGAAAGGACAAGAAUAUUAUAAUAAAAUUCAAGAAUUGGAAAACCAACAAGUUACCAAAGAAGUUAAACUUCGCGAAUCUAGUCAUCAAUUCGCUAUUCCCGGCGAAAAAAUUGUAAACAAUUCUAUGGCAAAGGGAAUGGCUCAAAAAUAUCAAGAAAAUUUGGAACAAGCCCCAGAAGAACAUCCACAUCACGUUCAGCUAAGAAAAACUGAAAAAGGGCGGGAGCUUCAGGUGCAACGCGACGUACAAAUAGAUUCAAAAAGGGGAGCUUAUCCACCAGAUCCAACUGAAUCUGGUGUUCAUGGCCGUGAAAUUCACGUGACCAAGCAAAAACAGACUCAAAAAGAACAACGCGGAGAUUUGGAAAUUACCAGAAAUAUAACUGAGACCGAAACUACAGAUGUAGAGCACAAGGCCAAGACUCAAGAACGUGUUGUCCAAGGACAAGUUCUUCCAUCUAAUCCACCAUUCUUCACCAAAAAGAUUAAGCCAUGCAGAGCAUUCGAGAACGAUUCUGCUAAAUUCGAAGUUGAAUUCGACGGAGAUCCGCUCCCAAAGAUCACGUGGUUCAGGGAAGAUUUCCCAAUUACCAGUUCACCUGAUUUAAAGAUUUAUACAUUUAGUACAAAAUCAAUUUUGCAAAUGCGACAAGUUUUCAUGGAAGAUUCUGGAGUGUUCAGCGUAAUUGCUGAAAACCGUGGAGGCACUGCCAAAUGUAGUGCCAACUUGGUUGUACAAGAGAGAAGACGUUUAGGACGCUCUGGAUUGAUCCCUCCCAGUUUCGUUACCACCAUCCAAAGCACCACUGCCAAUGCAGGCCAAUUGGUAAGGUUUGAUGCCAGAAUUAAUGGCACGAAACCGAUCGAUGUAAUGUGGCUAAAGAACGGAAAGAAGAUUACUUCCGAUAUUAGAUACAAGACUCUUGAAGAAGAUGAAAUUUUUACCCUUCUAAUUAUUGAAAUCGUACCUGAAGAUACUGGUAAAUACGAAUGCGUUGCAAUUAAUAGCGCUGGCGAGGCUCGCUGCGAAGCUGAGUGCCAAGUUGUACAACCGUCAACUCCAUCCAAACCGGCGAAACCAACCACUCCUGGAGCGGAAAAAGCUCCAAUUCUCGUUGAGCCACUUAAAGACCAAACGAUUAGAGAAGGUCAAGCUGUUGCAUUCAGGUGCAAAAUCGUUGGAAAACCCACUCCAACCAUUAAAUGGCAAAAAGGAGACAAGGUCAUUAAACCAUCCAAAUAUUUCCAAAUGAGUAAAGAUGGAGAUUAUUGCACUUUAAGGAUAUCCGAAGCAUUCCCUGAAGAUGAAGGUGUUUACAAAUGCUUAGCUGAAAAUCCUGCUGGUAAAAUCACAGCGCAAGGAAAACUUAAAGUGUUGGCUCCCGAAACUCAGGAAGUCGCUCCUUCAUUGACUCCCAUGAAAGACGUUAUUGUACCUGAAGGCAGCCCCGCCCAGUUCAAAACAACUAUUUCAGGAAAAACUAAACCCACCAUCCAAUGGUUAAGAGAAGGAUUCCUUAUUCCAGAAUCACCAGAUUUUCAGAUGAUAACAGAGGGCAACAAUGCCAUCUUGAUGAUUUCAACGACCUAUGAGGAAGAUUCUGGAACAUUUAGCUGCAGGGCAACUUCAUCGGCUGGUCAAGUAGAGCAAUCCGCAAAAUUGAUCGUUAAAAGUAAGAAAUAAACCCACUUCCAUAUUUAUUUUUGUGUACAAACUGCGACGGGGUGGUAAUUUGGUCGCCCCUUAAAAUUUUUAUUACAUUAUUUAUUUAUUUAUUUAUUCUAGUCUAAUAAUUGUAGUUUUAAUUUGCAUUGCACUAUUUUAUACAAAUUCUUAACAUUCAGUCACUUGAUAGAGUGGUUCUGAAAACUGCAGCCCUUAGAUUUAGUUUAUUGGUGGUGGAUUUAAAGUCUUAUUUGUUAAAGUUCCAAGUGAUAUUUUUAGGAGUGAAUACAGCUUUGGCACUAAUUUGCUAAAUGCUGGCUUUUGUUUAUUUAUUAUAUUUGUCAUAGAAAAAAAUGUAUUGAACAUGCAAUAAUUUAUUUAAUAAAAUGCUGUUAUUAUGAAUACCUG
Molecule: messenger RNA, 15049 nt
Organism: Brassicogethes aeneus
Lineage: Eukaryota; Metazoa; Arthropoda; Insecta; Coleoptera; Nitidulidae
Source: the annotation of a GenBank genome assembly